Messenger RNA from Epithele typhae, 936 nucleotides. RefSeq names its product lipase. The record is from RefSeq and is a predicted model, not a curated record. The transcript is spliced from 7 exons. Bases 1 to 936 code for a protein of 311 amino acids. Gene Ontology annotation, biological process: lipid metabolic process. Lineage: Eukaryota; Fungi; Basidiomycota; Agaricomycetes; Polyporales; Epitheliaceae.
AUGCUCUUCCCUCCUCGAGUUCGCCGCGUGGCCACGCUCCUCGCUCUGCUCUUUGCGGCGGCGGCGGCGGCCCCACCAGCUCUCGGCGCAGCCGUCCGACCCCUCCCACGAGGGGACGCGCCCAUCACUCCUCUGACCUCCGCGGAGGUCGCCGCCUUCGCGCCUUACACGCACUUCGCCAGCACCGCGUACUGCAGCCCGGACACGACACGCACCUGGACGUGCGGAGCGAACUGCGACGCGAACCCGACGUUCGAGCCCGUCGCGUCCGGCGGUGACGGCGCCAUCACACAGUUUUGGUACGUUGGCUUCGAUCCUGCGCUCGGUGAGGUCAUCGUUGGGCAUCAGGGCACCGACAUCGAAGCCAUCAUCCCUGUCCUGACAGACGCCGAUAUCGUGCUCACGCCGCUCAGCCCGACCCUCUUCCCGGGUGUGGGCCUCGAUGUGCUCGUGCACAACGGCUUUGAGGGCACGCAUGCUAGGUCUGCACCCCUUGUGCUCAAGGCGGUAACCUCUGCGCUCCAGCAGUUCGGUGCCACGAAGGUAACCGUGGUCGGGCAUUCGCUCGGCGCCGCGAUUUCGCUGCUCGACACGGUCUUCCUCCCGCUGCACCUCCCGAGCAACGUGACGACACGUUUCGUUGGGUACGGGCUGCCACGCGUCGGCAACAAGGCUUUCGCGAACCUCGUGGAUGGCUUGGGGGAGUCAGUCACGCACAUCGGCAACAUGGAGGACAUCGUGCCUGUCAUCCCACCAAUUGCCUUCGGCUUCCACCAGCCCACGGGAGAAAUCCACAUCAUGGACAACGGCCAGUGGGUGUCCUGCCCGGGCCAAGACAAUCCCAGCCCCGAAUGCGCCUUCGCGUCCGCGAAUGUUCUCCAUUUCAACGUGUCUGAUCACGACGGGCCUUACGAUGGCAUUGAAAUAGGGUGCUAG